AUGGUCGCAAAGUACUCAACAAAGCUUCACUUUCUUCUUCUUCUUCUUCUGUUAACCCGUUCUGCAACUCCAUUAAACUUCAGUUUCUCCAACUUCAGCGGCAGUUACUACCCCAACAUAUCCACAAAAGGUGAUGCUUUUUUCGAGGGCGGAUUCCUCCGCCUCACCAAAAGCGGGGAAGACCAGCAAAAGAACGGCAGCGCCGGCCGAGCCAUCUACCGCCAACCCUUCCUCCUCCGCGAAAAGGCCACCGGAAAACUCGCGGACUUCACCACCAGUUUCAACUUCACCAUCGACUCGCUCAACAAUCCACCUACGGCGACGGCCUCGCCUUCUUCAUAG
Prunus armeniaca (apricot) is the source of this 342-nucleotide messenger RNA. Lineage: Eukaryota; Viridiplantae; Streptophyta; Magnoliopsida; Rosales; Rosaceae. The record is from the annotation of a GenBank genome assembly.